This is a messenger RNA of Penaeus vannamei (Pacific white shrimp), 1002 nucleotides long. Its product is annotated as ras-related C3 botulinum toxin substrate 1. Gene Ontology annotation, molecular function: GTPase activity; GTP binding. The record is from RefSeq and is a predicted model, not a curated record. NCBI's taxonomy places the organism in Eukaryota, Metazoa, Arthropoda, Malacostraca, Decapoda, Penaeidae. Gene Ontology annotation, biological process: small GTPase-mediated signal transduction.
UUAGAGCAGGGCCAGAGCUAGCGUUCACAGUGGUUCUAGAACUGUGCUGUUUAACACUACUCGUAUUUCAAGUUAUUUAUGUGACGGUAUAUGGAGACAGUUUAUUGGUGGGAGAGAGAUACAGCUGACGGACAGGGAUUCGGUCCGGUCAGAAUGUUACAGGCUGUCUCUGCAAGCGACCCUCUUUCAUACGGAACUACACAGGAUAUGGGUAAAGGGUUGCGUCGCACUAGGAAAGGGAAGAAAGAGAGGAUGCAUUCGAGUAAACAAAGACGUCACAGGGCGGAAGGCCCACGGAAUGUCGCAUCCGCUAUUGUGCUGGGCGGAAGGUUUGUUUCCAAUAAUGAGCAAAAAUCUGAAGAUAGUGACUGUUGGAGAUGGAGGCGUGGGCAAGACUUCUCUGCUGGUGGCCUACACACAGGGAUCGUUUUCCGAUGUACACGAACCGACUGUCUUCGAAAACUACAGCGGCGAGAUGGUAUUCGACGGGACGCACUACAAUUUCACGCUGUGGGACACGGCCGGCCAGGAACACUACGACCGCUGCCGAGUCCUCUGCUACCCCGAGACGCGUUCUUGGUGUGCUUCAGCGUGGUAAACAAAGCAUCUUUCAGCAACGUUCAGUCGUCUUGGCUGCCGGAAAUCAGGCGGGAGUGUGGAGAUAAGGUGCCAGCUGUGCUCGUGGGCACGAAAAUCGACCUGCGGAAGAACGCCCAGUCGACCUCGUCCGUGUCGAGGCGCGAGGGGCGUCGCCUCGCCGCUCGACUCGGCAUGAGCAACUACGUCGAGUGCUCGGCCAAGACCGGCCAGGGCUGCCAGCAGGCGUUCAGAAGUGCCAUCCAGGCGACGACAGCCAAACCGACCUGCAUCCUACUCUGAUGUGACGUGGACAUGCGUUAACAUUUGGAUUAUGUUUAAUCACUCUCUACGAAAGAGUUUGUGUUGAUAUAUUUAUAUGUUAAUUUCUUAAAGUAAUGAAAUAAAGUAUCACUUGAAUUAUAA